AUGGCCGACGAUGCUCCCGAUAGCAUCAUUUUGGAACCUGAAUCGAUGGAAGAGAGCAUCAGGGUCUGCACACGUAUGCGGCCUCUGUUUCCAAAAGAAGCUGUUACUAGUGGGUUUGGAGAUGCCAUUGUGGUCGGCGUUAUAUCUCAGGUGGAAGCAGGCCACAUAAAGGCUUGGAAGGUGGAACAGAAGUCUAUGCAGCUAAUCGUGGAGCCCCCAACUCAAGCAGAAAUUGAAGAAAGCCGACAGGGGAAGACAUCAUCAAAAAAGUCCGUGGAGAAGACACAGGCACAAAAGGACCAGGUGCAAAGGUAUUAUGCCUUUGACAGAUGCUUUGAUGACGACGCUGAAAAUGACGAAGUAUUUGCCUACGUGGCGCGCGACAUCGUUCUGGAUGCAUUUAAGGGGAUCAACGGCUGCGUAUUUGCGUAUGGCCAGACUGGCUCUGGGAAGACGCACUCCAUCAUGGGCGUUGCAGAAGAUCCCGGCAUUUUGCCCCGUUCUCUUGCAGAAUUUUUUGAUUGCAUGUCAGAUUCAUCUCUCCUACGGGAAGAAAUGGAAGAUGCAGCUGCUGAAAAGGAGGAUGAGAUGGGGGAGGAGCAGCUAGCUACAAAAGACCACAGAACAGAGGGUUUGGAAGACGGCGAAAACAGAGAAUAUCUCAUGAGGGUUUCAUACGUCGAAAUCUACCUGGAACGAGUGAACGACUUGUUGCAAGAAGGUCCCAGAGGAGGAGCUGUGGAAAAUCUCGAUGUAAAGGAGGAUCCAAAGAAAGGCUUUGUAGUGGUCGGUCUCCACGAAGAAGCUGUUGCAUCCAUGGAAGAAGUCAUGACUCUCUUAUCCAAAGCUGAACAACGACGCCAUUUCGCCCGGACGAAUUUCAAUGAAACCUCGUCGAGGUCUCACGUCGUUUUCUCCAUUACUUUGGAGUCAACAAGCACUUUUGAGGAUGGUACAAACGUCAGUCGACGAGGAGAGCUGAAGAUAGUCGAUCUGGCGGGCAACGAAAAAGCUGGUAGAGCCUCUGAAGGCGUGGAGAACGCAAAGCUUGUCUUGGAGGAGGGGAAGGCGAUCAAUAAGUCCCUUUUUCUUCUUUCGGAAGUUAUAUCCAAACUGUCGAAGCAAGCUCAGCAGGGAGAAGAUAAAACGAAGAAGAAAGGAGAAAAAGACGUGUACAUACCUUGGCGUGACUCCAAGCUCACUCGGCUUCUUCAGAAAGCACUUGGAGGCAAUAGCCGCGCAGCAGUUUUAGUCGCUGUUCAUCCUUCGAGCCUGUACUUGGACACUUCCUUUUCAACCCUCCGCUUCGCAAUGAAGUGCAAGGAGAUCAAAAAGAAGGUUUGCGCAAACUUCUUUUCUCCAGAGCAGUCCCUUAUUGCUCAGCAAAAGAAGCUCAUUGCAAUGCUUCAUGCACAACUCAGAGAAAUAUCAGAGGGAGGAGUAACCCCUGGAAUUAGCUCACAAAGAAAUGCAGAAAACGAUGAACAAAUCCGAAUUCUGAAAAGUGACCUGGAAAACAAAGUCGCAAAGUUCCAGCAAUUUAUCAUAAAAGCGACGGCGAGUCCAACACAAGCGCCCUCCGGGGGUGAUUUGCAGCGGGCAAGAACUAUGCGGCAGCCGUCUACUUUUCGACGGAUGGAAACCCUUGCUGCUGCUCGUUAUGGACUUCGAGAUAUCGAUGGACUUAACCAAGCAGACUCUGAGGACCCCGCUGUGCGAACAUCCAUGACACAUGCCCUUAGCCUGUUGGAUCGUUUCGGGCAGGAUCUCAAGAACGAUACAUACGGCAGCCUCCAAUCCUUCUCCAGCGGAGACGCACCAGGCGGGGUCCUGAGGUUCGAGACCUUGGAACACUCAAUAGAAGGGGCUAUACACGAGCUCGAGUGCAUUGACGAUAAUCCACUUUCUGCAGAAGAAGAGUCCUUGAGCUGUGAAGAUUCAUCGGCCAGUGAGAGCUCUGAUCAUGAAGCACCUCAAGAAGCCCAGGCGGAAGGAGGUGGUCUGUUUGAGCCACCACCAGAUCAAGCUGCUGGCGAGCAAAAGCCAAAGCAAACUAAGUCUGCAGUUUCGACGGGUAAGCCUAAAAGCGUGAAGGUGAGAGUAGAGAAGAAACACAAAGCCAAGACGACGAGGGCUUCCAAAAAAGGAAAGGCAUCGGCACCGUCCAAACAACCCAGUGAAAUUCUGGCGUCGGAGCUACCUGCUGCCACACCAGCACCUGAAGAACAUUUGGAACAAGAGCGCGAAAACAAUGAGGCGCGGAAAAUCAAGGCAUUAGUCUUAAAACAAAGGGCAGAACGGGAGAACUGGGCUUCUAGGCUUCGGAAGGCCAAAGAAAUGGGCCUAGAAGUCAUCUCGAAGGUUCUUUUUCGGAUGCAAGAUGAGAAGGAAGCGCUGGUUAAAUGCAAGAAACGCACAGCAGAGCUGACUAGCCAGAUUCGUCACAUUUGCGCCCUAAUGCAUCGUCUGGGACUCUCAGUGCUCAGCACUGCUUCUGCCCCAGCAAAAGGACAAGAUAGUUUGUUGGCCCCUCGGGACCAAGAAAACGAGUCGCUGAAGGCAUUUCUUGACCGUGUGAGGGAGAAAAGAGAUGCAGAGCCACUGAAACUCUCUCUAAGCGUUGGAGACCCCGUGGGCCAAUCAGCUAAAGCUCGCGGGUUUCCAGAUAUCGACCAGAUCCGUCCCUUGGCCUGCGCUGCAAUAAGCAAUGCUUUAUCACGUGUUAUGAUGGCGGAGGUCUUAGAAAACAUGGAGGAAGACGGGGAUAAUGGCGCAACGGAGGGCAAGAUCAAUGGCGCGCUGCAGCCGCCCCUUAUGGCUCUGGCUGCUUCCGUUGUAUCUUCGGGGGCAUCUCCUACUCCAAAUGAAGAAGGAACUACUCCCAGAACACCACAGAAUGAAAACGAGGCCAUCAGUGCGUUGGAAUUAAUAUUUUCCAAAGCCGCCAAUGCUGACAAUAACAAGGGGACAGCGGACACUGAAACAGCCAAGAUGAUAGAAAGCAAGAAGGAGCAGACCGUUGAGUCCAUUUUGCAGAUUCUUCCUCCCUGGGAGCAGCACAUGUUGGCGCUGCUAUAUGAACAGCAAGAAAUGAGGAAGGCUCUCGGCCAGCUGAGGGACCACUUUGUGGAGCGUUUGAAGGAACUCCAAGUCUCUGUUAAGAAAGGAUUGUUGGAAAAGAUCGAACUUACCGAGCAUUGCGACAGAAUGCUGGCUGCCCUAUGGAGCUUCAAAGCGGAACUCACUGAUUCGAAGUCCAGGCAUCGUGUUGACGAAGAUACAAAUGCAAAGUUUGCAAAGUUAAUGGCCAAACUAGAAGAGCUCUCUAUUCGCCUCGCGGAACGGGAGAUUGAUUAUAAGCUGCUCUCAGAGGACUACGCGACUCUCAAAGAGGAGAAUGCAACUCUGCUAGAGACGACACGCAGACUGAAGGAGGAGAACUUAAGCCUGCUUAUGAUUCCAAGGACACUGGCGAACUGGGAAGAUUUUAAGGGAUACGAUGAUGUGGAGAAGCGGGGCUUGGCGAGAGACGUGCACAUGCUGCAGGGCUACGUAUCGCAUUUGCGCAUGUGCCUUGAGGAAGGCCGCGCUGUUGAGCUUGAUGUGCGCCGGCUCAACCAAGCGCUCUACAUGGAGCUCCUAGCUGCGAACACGACAAUAGCGGACCUGCAAGAUCAAAUAAAGUUCCACACGAGCGUGGACAGGCGAGAGGCGAAGAUGGUAGAGGAGCAACUGGCUGCAGCCAACCAAGCGGAGGCUGAGAAGAGUGACAGAAUUCGGGAGCUUGAAGAGCAAGUUUCAAAUCUGAAAGAGCAGCUGGCAGCAGCAGUUGCCAAGUCAGAGACAGAGGAUCGUGAAGCUGAGCCGCCCGUUGAAUCCAAGGACCAGACUGCUGACGCCGAGCAGCAGGCGCUGACCAAGCGUUCAGGCAAGAAGAAUACCGCUUCAGCGAAGGCCAAGACUAAAACAAAGGCUGCUACGAAAGGUCCAUCUGUGGUGGUGUCGCAACCUCCUGCCAGUUCACCCGCGAAGUCGAAGCAGGUGGGAAAGCGCAAUCCCACUGCAGCGCCUGCUGGUGUGGACCGCCUUUCGGUGAAGCGUUUACCCCGUGCGCCUUCAAGCGCGCCCUCAAGAGCAAGUCUUGCUUCUGCGAAGCCGGAGAAACCCAUUUCUGCAAGAGGCGGGGAGGGCUCAAGACUUGUGAGGGUAGUUGAACCGGAGGACCAUUCUAGCUCAGCAUUAUCUCCAAAGGUUAAUUCCUUGCAGCCGCCUGUUCUUGCCACAAAACAGGUUCUAACCAAUCCAUCAAUCGACAAGCCACCCACGGCCAUAGAGGCUAGCAGAACAUCGGUCGAAGCACUGACCACAGCAGCAGGAAGAGCUCCGGCUUUUACCGGUGACCCGCGCAAUAAGGGACUAACAAAUAUGGUUGCUGCUCUAAGUGGACGAAGGCGGAAAGGGUCUGCCGCACAAAUAUGA
Molecule: messenger RNA, 4479 nt
Organism: Eimeria necatrix
Lineage: Eukaryota; Apicomplexa; Conoidasida; Eucoccidiorida; Eimeriidae
Product: kinesin heavy chain, putative
Exons: 22
Coding region: 1-4479 (1492 amino acids)
Biological process (GO): microtubule-based movement
Molecular function (GO): ATP binding; microtubule motor activity; microtubule binding
Source: RefSeq, a predicted model, not a curated record